UGUAAACAACUGCUUGCGUCAUGUCUCCUCAUGACACAAACUUUAUUAAAAUUUUCUCGUAACUUUUUUAGACCCAGCCACAUCCCACCAUGAAGAAAUACUACAUCUCCUGCAAACGAGACAAAGACAAAAAAGGCGCAGAAGGCCAGGGACAGGGGCAGGCGGAGGAAAGUACGGUACCAUGUCUGGCACUAAUGGCAGUUGUCGCAGUCGUUACGCUCCUCCUCGGCUACUUUUUUUUUAAGGGUGACGAAGGUGGUGGCGGUGGUGGUGCGGGAGGCGGCGACGCUGGUGGUGGCGGUGCAUCGGCUGGACGAUCCGGGGGUGCAUCACCGGCCGAAGAACCUCCACCAGAGGAGCCCCCUCCCCCUGAACCGGAACCCGAACCAGCUCCCCCUGAGCCCGAACCGGCCCCCGCUGAGGCCGAAGCGCCGCCCGCAGAGCCCGAAGGCGAAAAUAACUAAAAUGUGGCAGAUUUUGAUGUUUUAGGCAUUCUAAUAAAUUUGGAGUGUGGUCGUUUUGUCGGUGUUGUUAAUUCGAAAAGUGUUGGAAGUGAGAUGAAAAAUGCUAUUAAAAAGAUAUUCUGAAGAUGUGGUAAAAAUGAAUAAUGAAGAAGACAACUUUUUUAAACUUGAAAUUACUCCAGGCGAUUU
This is a messenger RNA of Zophobas morio, 653 nucleotides long. Its product is annotated as procyclic form-specific polypeptide A-beta-like. NCBI's taxonomy places the organism in Eukaryota, Metazoa, Arthropoda, Insecta, Coleoptera, Tenebrionidae. The coding region runs from base 90 to 464 and encodes 124 amino acids. The record is from RefSeq and is a predicted model, not a curated record. The transcript is spliced from 2 exons.